AUUCCCACCACUUUCUCUCCUAUAAAACAAUACAAAGAGAACACAACACAACACACUCAAAAUCUCUUUUUCAAUCAACGGUUUCGGUGUAACAAAAAAGAGCGAGCGACGACUGAUUGAUUACGAGGAGAUCGAAAAUGGCUGCGAGAAUCACGAGGUUGUCUUUCGGAUUGUUGACGGUGUCGGUGCUGGUUUCUGCCUUGGCCCGACCGUCGUACUGCCACCGGAAGUUGGUCGGCGGCAGGUCGGUAGUGCUGGACGUCGCAUCCAACAAAGAACUCCAAGAACUCGGAAGGUACUGCGUGGAGGAAUUCAACCUGAAAGAACAGCGAGAACACGGGAAAUCGGGUGGAGAAGAAGGGUUCAAUCCAUUGAUGUUCGGUGAGGUGGUGGAGGUUCAACGACAGGUUGUUUCGGGGAUCAAGUACUUCCUCAGGAUCCAAGCGACAUUGCCCGACCGCACGACCAGAAUGUUCAACUCCGUUGUCGUCGUCAAACCCUGGCUUCAGUCAAAGGAAUUGCUCGAUUUCUCUCCCGUCGCUAACCCUCUCUCCUACGAAUCUUGAUCAAGCCUUUCUUCGAAUGAAACCGAAAAGAGGAGAACAAAUAAAAUAUGCACAACAAAAUUUUGUCUUUCGAGUGUUAUUAACUAUAUAUGGAUCAAUAUGGGUCGGUCCGGACCCCGGGAUGUUGUUGUAAUUUAUAAAUAAAUAAUAAGAGCUUGAUCUAUAGAUUA
Molecule: messenger RNA, 736 nt
Organism: Tarenaya hassleriana
Lineage: Eukaryota; Viridiplantae; Streptophyta; Magnoliopsida; Brassicales; Cleomaceae
Product: cysteine proteinase inhibitor 2-like
Exons: 2
Coding region: 138-566 (142 amino acids)
Molecular function (GO): cysteine-type endopeptidase inhibitor activity
Source: RefSeq, a predicted model, not a curated record